AUGGUGACCGCCACGCUGCAAGAUGGCCAAGCUGGGCUGCCAACUCCGCACAGCACAAUGGCAUACUGGCUGCAGAAUCCCUCGUAUGUUCUCUUGGGUCGCCGGUCGACUCCAGAACUCCCGCCUACGGCAGAUGUCAUUGUCAUUGGCAGCGGAAUCACUGGGGCGUUUGCCGCUAGAGAGCUGGUUGCCAAGGGGAGAUCGGUCUUGAUGCUGGAGGCGAGGGAGGCGUGUUGGGGGGCGACGGGGAGGAACGGAGGGCACUGUCAGCCAAUGAUUUAUGGCAGCAAGCCGCACAUUGCGCACUUCGAGCUCGAAACGUAUCACUUUCUAGAAAACCUCGUUGAGCAGUACGGCAUUCCGUGUGAUUGGAAGCGCGUUGGCGGCGUGCAUGCGUUGCCUACAGAUGAACUGGUCGAUCUCACAGCAAAGAUCAUUGCGAACCUCAACGCCUUCCACCCUCAGCUAAAGGACUGCGCGAAGCUCUUUACAGAUCCCGAGAGCAUUGCCAAGUUUCGGGUACAGCCGGAAGGUGCUCGCGGCGUGGUGCAUCAGCCCUGGGCGGCGAAGCUAUGGCCGUAUAAACUUGUGACGUGGAUCUUGGAGGCGCUGUUUACGAAUCAGCCGCCCGAGGUGUUUAACCUGCAGACGACCACGCCGGUGACACACUUGCAGCAGACGGAGGGCUCCAGCAGGUGGAUUGUUCACACAACGAGAGGGCAGGUGGCUGCCAAUGACGUGCUUCUUGCUACGAAUGCUUAUACGUCCCAUUUACUGCCUGAGAUGAGCCAGUUGGUUGUGCCGGUUAGGGGUCAAGUUGCUGCUUUGGAGCCGCCGGAUGGGGAUGUGGCGUUGGAGCACAGUCAUGUUUGGUUGUCGGAGAAGAGCGACAAUUACUUGGUUCAGAGGAACGAUGCGCUGGAGAUGAUUGUGGUGGGUGGUGAGAGGACGAAUGUGCCUGGAGGAGGAGAGGGCAUAUGGUGGGAUGACAGCAUUGACGAGGAGUUGGCUGAGCGAUUGCGGCGAUGCCUUCGUCCAGCGCUGAAGCUGCGACCCAGUGGCGAAGAGGAAGAGGAAGAGUUAAGGGCGCGGUAUCAAUGGACUGGGAUAAUGGGCUACACGACAGAUGGCUACCCCUUUGUAGGCAAAGUGCCCGAAGAGCUCGGCGGCGGAAACGGAGGAUUGUGGCUCUGUGCAGGGUAUAACGGCCACGGGAUGCCGGUGGCGGCGAGAUGUGCGGUGGCGAUCUCGGAGCAGAUACUGGGACGGGGGGAGGACGAAAGGACGGUGAAUUUGCCGGAGGAGUUUGUGCUGACUGCGGAGAGGGCGGCGAGGGUGAGGGGAGGGGAGUUGCCGAAGAGUAUUUUGGAGGGGUUUACGAUGGUGAUGAGGGAGAUGGUGAAGGAGAGUAUGAAUUGA
Molecule: messenger RNA, 1419 nt
Organism: Trichoderma asperellum CBS 433.97
Lineage: Eukaryota; Fungi; Ascomycota; Sordariomycetes; Hypocreales; Hypocreaceae
Cellular component (GO): cytoplasm
Molecular function (GO): oxidoreductase activity
Source: RefSeq, a predicted model, not a curated record